AUGAACAAAUUUGUUGUUGUGCUUUUGGCCGUAGCCGUAACGGCUUCGGGUGCUUUGGCUCAAGCCAAUCAAAUGCCUCAGUCGGCCACCGAUUUGGCUUUCGAUAUGUACCGAUCAUGCUUGAAGGAUUUCAGUACCAGCUGUGUCAAACCCAAAGCAAUGCAAUGGUUCAACGAGGCCAUGAAUAAAGAUGAAAUUAUGAUCACCGAUAAGUUGUCGGUUGUUCGUACUGGCAGAAUUGUUGGCAACAACCAACAACGUGCCAUGGACGCCCAAGAAAGAAUGUUCCAAGAAAUCGACAAUUUCUUGGCUACACAUUCGUUGCGCAUCAAGGCUCCCGAAUUCUUCCAAAGUGCUGAGGCUCGCUCCUAUGUUCCCGACUUUUUGAUGAACAAUGUCUUGACCAAGGGUGCUGUUGUGCCAUUGGCUGAUCGUGAUGCUGAGGGUCGUGGUAUGAUCAAGAAGGCUGUCCUCCCCUUCUUGUUGGGUCUUAAAUUGAAGACCACCGUUUUGGUGCCAAUUGCUCUUGCCCUGAUUGCCUUGAAAACCUGGAAAGCCAUGACUUUGGGUCUGUUGUCAUUGGUCUUGUCCGGUGCUUUGGUUGUUUUCAAAAUUGCCAAACCCAAGAUUGUCAACUACGAAGUUGUCCACUAUCCCCACCAUCACGAACACAUCGAACAUGUCCCCCAUCACUAUGAACAUGUUGAACACAUUGUUCCCCACCAUGUAGAACACAUUGUGCCCCACCAUUUGGACCAUCAUUUAGAUCAUCACUUGGAUCAUCAUUCCAUUGAACAUCACUUGGAAUUGCCCCAUCAUGUUGAACAUGUUGAGCAUAUCGAACAUGCUGCUCCCGCCUGGGAUCCACAUGCUUGGGCCCGUUCCUCUCAGGAAAGUCAUGGUGAUGCUCAAGAUAUGGCUUUUGCUGGACAAAAGAGACGUUAAGUU
Molecule: messenger RNA, 948 nt
Organism: Musca vetustissima
Lineage: Eukaryota; Metazoa; Arthropoda; Insecta; Diptera; Muscidae
Gene: Osi18
Exons: 3
Coding region: 1-945 (314 amino acids)
Source: RefSeq, a predicted model, not a curated record